UUGCAUUGCACCAACGCGAUGCACACUGGCUUUGGCUCUGUUUCAUCCUCGCCAGUUGCAUUGCACCAACGCGAUGCACACUGGCCUUGGCUCUGUUUCAUCCUCGCCAGUUGCAUUGCACCAACGCGAUGCACACUGGCUUUGGCUCUGUUUCAUCCUCGCCAGUUGCAUUGCACCAACGCGAUGCACACUGGCCUUGGCUCUGUUUCAUCCUCGCCAGUUGCAUUGCACCAUAUUCAAAGCCACUCUAUUUAUCUGAUGAUACUCUUAUCCAUUAGUACGUUGUGGAAAAAAUUUGAUUUGGCAAAAAUGGAACGAAAUAUUGAAGACUUUUUCAAAUUUUUGAAACGUGAAGCGAUCAAAUAUAAUUUGCAGAAAUGCGUAAAAAUACAUGGUGUUAGAUCAAAAGUUCAUGAAGCUAUCAAAGAGAUUUUGAAUUUAAGCAAAAAUAGCAAUGAUGAUGUUACAAAGUUUCUAUCUGGCUGGAUCGAUUUUGCUGAUGUUAAUAAAUAUAACGACUCAAUUUUAUCAGGUAUCUUUGAUUUAAGAACAAUACCACGUGCUAUUCAAGCACAUUUAGAAUUAAGAGGAGUUUGGGACUUGUUUAAUGAAGAAAUCGUAAUACCUGAACUUCCUGAGGAAAUUGAAGCUCAUAUUGAACGCGUUGUUUUAAAUGAUGACGAUCGAAUCCCAAAAAAAUAUUAUGAUAAUACAAACUAUAAUAAAUUGAAGAAAGAAGAAUAUCGAGCUCUAAACAAUUUGAUUCGUAAAAUAAUGAACCUGUGGGAUAAUCCAACCUACAAAAGGGUUAAUGUUAUCAUGGAAAGUACAUGGAACCAUGAUGCUAUAGCGCCAAUGAUCGAAUAUAUACUAUGCAAUGUCAAAAUAUGUCGGAACUGGGAAAACAAAAUUGUCAAGUCAUCAUCUGUUACUCGGGGCAAAAAUAAAAAAGGAGAUUUCCAAGGCUACAAGCAAAGCAUAAUCAAAAAGUCUUAUGAUUAUGAACUAAUGUUUGAAGAGACGUCUUAUGGGCCUAACCAUCCAAAUAAUACUGAUCAUGUGUGUGGUGAUCGAGUGAAAUUGGCAAAAAUCGGCAAAGUUUCGUUUGAAUCAAUAUAUAAAUUAUUUCCUGAUCAGUAUAACAAACAAUUGAAAGAUGUAAACAUAUUCUUAAUUCAAUCUCAUGAUUAUCAUGUGACGUUUUCAAUUAUGGAUUACAGAUUCUUUCCAUUUGGAAGAGUUCGAAGUCUAGAAAAUAUCUAUGUACCUGUAGAAGAUGGGCCGAAUUCAUUAUAUUACAUCAAAAAGAUGAUCAAGGUGUUAUAUUAUUAUCGCACUUUAGUUGAAAAGACGGUUAAGAAUGUCGAUAAUAUCGACAAACAACUGGGAUCCUUCACACCACCUACUAAAAUUCGAGUUACAGUACCAGUUUUUGACACGCCAUAA
Ambispora gerdemannii is the source of this 1446-nucleotide messenger RNA. The record is from the annotation of a GenBank genome assembly. NCBI's taxonomy places the organism in Eukaryota, Fungi, Glomeromycota, Glomeromycetes, Archaeosporales, Ambisporaceae.